AUGGCCGCGGAACAAAGGAAGCUACUGGAACAGCUCAUGGGAACUGAGGCUCUCGAGUCGAUUCCCACCCGUCAAAAGAUUGAUCUAUACGACCCCAAGGUGUGCCACUCCUUCACCGUCGGUCUCUGUCCUCAUGAUCUGUUUGUGGGCAUGCGGUUUGAGAAGGCGUCGUGCAACAAGCUGCAUCUGGAGCAACACCGAAUGGAAUACGAGCUGCUUGUGGAGCAGGGUCGAAAUCUCACACCUCUGGAAAAGGAGUACGAGCGAGAACUGGCAAAAUACGUGGUGGAGUGUGAUCGAAGAAUCGAAGAGGGACAGCUGAAACUGGAGGCGACCCACGACGAAGUCAACCAGAUUCGGGAACUCACAGAAAAACUGGAGGCUCUAGAUGGGUCUAUUGCUAUGAGUGUGGAGGAAAUCAAACUGCUUGGAGAGCUGGGCGAGAUCUCGCGAGCCUUGGCUGAAAUGCAGCAGCUGGACUCGAAACGAGCGGAACGAGCGCUACGAGAGCGCGAAUUGGCGAAAAUGAUGACUGUUGCGGGUUUCUCGGGUCACCAAAAACUCCAAGUGUGUCCCCCUUGUGGCGCUUACUUGUCGCGUCUGGACACUGACCGGCGUCUGGCUGACCAUUUCCUCGGAAAAAUGCAUCUAAACUACGUGACGAUUCGAAAGGAAUAUGCUCGAAUCAAGCAAAAGCUGCGUGAGACUGGAAGACGAUAG
Messenger RNA from Yarrowia lipolytica CLIB122, 720 nucleotides. RefSeq lists its product as uncharacterized. The record is from RefSeq and is a predicted model, not a curated record. Gene Ontology annotation, biological process: mRNA splice site recognition. NCBI's taxonomy places the organism in Eukaryota, Fungi, Ascomycota, Dipodascomycetes, Dipodascales. Gene Ontology annotation, cellular component: U2-type prespliceosome; U1 snRNP. Gene Ontology annotation, molecular function: mRNA binding.